Molecule: messenger RNA, 1081 nt
Organism: Lactuca virosa
Lineage: Eukaryota; Viridiplantae; Streptophyta; Magnoliopsida; Asterales; Asteraceae
Source: the annotation of a GenBank genome assembly
CUUCUAAAAUAAUAAAGUCAAACUCCCUGGCGUUCAUCCACACAAUCUCUCAAAAGUCAACGCUUUCCGGUGGCUCCUCCUACUGGCACACACGUAUCCGUUGACAGGAGGAGAAAGGUAACACUUUCCUUCACAAAAUGGAUGAUGAAUGGGAUUUGCAUGCGGUGGUUAGGAGCUACACCACCAUCCCCACCGAUGCCACCACUGCCGCCUCCGGUACAAACACAACCACCAGCGAUGAUGGUUUUGAUAUGGUGGAAACUGUAGCAUCUGGAAAUGAAAUAUACCAGUUUUCAUACUCAAAUACCGGCGAGAACCCAUCGGAGGGAUUAGAGGAAGUAUACAAAGAAGGGUGUUCUCAGCGGCUGAGCACCAUGGCCACCGCCGUUGUUUCUGGUGAUGAUGAACAACUGCCGGUGUUUGAUGGCUCAUGUGACUCGUUUUCCAGUGAGACUCCAAGUAGAAAAAGGAAAAACCAGCAGAAGAAGGUGGUGGUUGAACUGACACAAGAGGAGUUAUGUAGUGAUACAUGGGCAUGGAGGAAAUAUGGUCAAAAACCCAUCAAAGGCUCCCCCUUUCCAAGAAAUUAUUACAAGUGUAGCACAACGAAAGCUUGCGGGGCAAGGAAGCAAGUGGAACAGAGCCACGUGGACCCCACCGUUUUUAUAGUUUCAUACUCAGGAGAGCACAUGCACCCUCGACCCACCCACCGGAGCCCUCUCGCCGGCAGCACUAGGAGUAAUAAGUCCACUAUGGCCCACCUACCACCACCCAUCUCCGAUGACUGUCCUUGAUACAUUUUCCUCUUGAAUUCACUUAACUUAUAGUGAUAGUAUAGUCAAUACUCAAUAGUGUGAGGGUGAAAAUGAGGUUAACGAUAAUGGACUCUAAUUUUUUGUAAUCCCUUCGUUUACAUGGAAUGUGGAAUCUUUGUGGCAAAAGGAAUGUUGAAUGGUUGCCUCUCUUGUGGCAUUAUUUUUAACUCAAUUCUUUCAAAGAAUAAGGAAUCAUAUGGCAGAAACGAAUGUUAAGUUUGAGAUAUGUUCGGAAAAGGACUUGCGAACAAAAAAAUCGGACGUGG